AUGGUGAGCCAUGGUAACGACUACGAGGCCAGGCUCGUGGCUGCGCAGCACAGCAAAAACAUCAACAACAAAGUCACCCGUGGCCAUUCUUGCACACAGUGCUCACGCCGCAAGGUCAAAUGCGACGGCAAGCGACCGUGUUCCUCCUGCCUGAAAGGAUCCCGUGCUGCACAUUGCCAUUCCGCGCGGCCUGCCACUCUCACACGCGUGCGCGAGGCUAGGAUCACCGAGCAGGCCCUCCUCGACCGCCUCCGUCACUACGAGUCGCUUCUCACCGCAAAUGACAUCCCCUUCCCAGAGCAUGUCGCUGACUAUAGCGAUCUCGCCAUGACUGAGCCUGGUACGCCGGCAUCUAAGACAGACGAUGGCCAUAUUAUCAUCCAGAGAGGCCACCCACGAUUUGUUGAUAAUACCAUAUGGAACCCCCUAAGUGACGAGCUAGACGAUGAGUACACUAGUUAUGGCGAUGACGAUGAGAUUAUUGACGGGCAGGUCUGGGGCCCAGCCACACCAGAAAACCUGAUCUUUAAUCAAUGGUCGCCAGCCGUUGGAGAGCUUAACCAUCCUGGUCCCACUAUCCCUCAGAUAUUAAAGCUAUGGCAAGUCUUCAUCGACAACUUCAACCCACUCAUCAAGUUACUUCAUGCCCCAACAGUGCAGGCGACUAUCCACGAGGCGGUGGCCGGCGAUGGGAGUCUCAAUAAGAGCAGCAAGGCUCUUUGGUCUUCCAUCUAUCUAUGCGCAGUUACAACCCUGACCGACGAAGAAUGCAUCACCCAAAUGGACGAGCCGAAAGGCACCCUCUUGACCCGCUUCGCGGCCAUGACGCAGCAUGCUCUCCAGCAGGCCGAAUUUCUCAAGGCUACGAAUCCAGUGACACUCCAAGCGUUGACGUUGUUCCUGCUCGCGAGCCGCCGCCGCAUGGACGGGCAAAGCCUCUGGCUGCUCACUGGUCUCGCAAGUCGGCUCGCAAAGGCUAUGGGGCUCCAUAGAGAGCAGAGCCUGAAACAGCUUCAGCCCUUCGAAGCUGAGAUACGCAGGAGGUUGUGGUGGCAGAUCGUCAUCAUGGACAGCCGGUCGGGACAGCUCUUAGGCGCAUCAAGCGAUGCGUCCUUCCACGAGACGGCGGAUACCAAGCUCCCGGCGAACAUCAGCGAUAGCGAUCUAUCCCCCUUCAUGAGGGAGGCCCUGACUAGUCACGAGGGCCCCACCGAGAUGCUUUUCUGCACCAUUCGAUGUGAGAUCGGGCAGUGUAUGCUGCGCCUGCGGACAUGCACUGUGCCACCAAUUCCAGAGAAGCAGCAACAAGUUAUCGACUUGUGCGAAAAGAAGCUAGACUCAUUGCUGAAGCAUUGCGACCAGUCCAUCCCUCUAUACCUGAUGUCUGUCUUCCUUGGACGGUCGGCAAUCUGCCAGAUGCGAUUCUCCGCACUGCAGGCGAACGAAAACGCCAACUCCCCCGCUACCAAGGACCGCAUCUUCCACCUCGCGCUACAGAUAUUGGAGUACGAUAGCCUGACCAUUUCCCACCCAAGCCUCCAGGGCUUCCUCUGGCACGUCCGAUACAGCUUCCCCUUCCAGUGCCUGAUCUUCGUCCUGACGGACCUUCUCAACCGAACACAGCCCGGCGACCAGCUCCAGCUCCAGCGUGCAUGGAAUGUGAUCAGCCGGGCCUAUGAGGACCAUCCCGAAUUGAUCAAAGAUGUUAAGAAUCCCCUCUACGUUGCUCUUGGUAAUCUGGCCGUCAAGGCCUGGCAUCGUUGCUGCGAGGGGGAGGCCCAGACGGCGCCGCUGGCCUCCCCAGGCUUGCUGAAAAGCUCAGCUAUUAGCACUCUGCAGCUACAGCGCUCUACGCGGGCGCCGAAUAAUGCUGCACAGUCUGAUGCGCUCACCCAGCCGACGGCUGUCGAGGACGGUGGGGGUUCCUGGUCAGAGGGACAUGACGAUGGACCUCUGCGAACCAUGGACUUUUCGCAAUUCCUGGCCGGUGACCUGGCUGUUCCCUGGGCACCGAUUGAGGACGGAUGGUAG
This is a messenger RNA of Anthostomella pinea, 2031 nucleotides long. NCBI's taxonomy places the organism in Eukaryota, Fungi, Ascomycota, Sordariomycetes, Xylariales, Xylariaceae. The record is from the annotation of a GenBank genome assembly.